Messenger RNA from Rotaria sp. Silwood2, 1434 nucleotides. Lineage: Eukaryota; Metazoa; Rotifera; Eurotatoria; Philodinida; Philodinidae. The record is from the annotation of a GenBank genome assembly.
AUGCCUCCAAAAAGAGGAGGUGGUGGCUCGAAUAAACGUAGUAAGAGUCGUGAUAAAGCACGACAACUUACGACAACAACUAAUGAUACACAACUGAUAAAAAAUUUAUCAACAUCUACUUCAAGCCAAUCAAAAUUCACCAUUGCACCUCUAAUUAUAGAGGGCGCACGAUUAAAAAAACUUGAAUUAAAUGAUUUGAUCAAAAAACAUAUGACUGAUGUUAGAGUGUGCGAUAUUCAACUCAGUCGUUCAGGAAUAUUUACAUUAUAUGCUGCAGAUGUUAAUUCAUUUAAUCGGUUAUUAAAUGAUUUUACUCAAAUCCUUGCUGCAAAUGGUCAAACUUCAGUUAAAAUAUUUGUACCUCGAUCAAUUCAAAGAAUUAAAAAUACGGAAAAAGUUGCUUUCGUCAAGAGAGUUGACAUUGAAAUUCCAGAAUCCAGAAUUCCUGAUGCAUUAAUGGAUACAGGAUUUAAUGUUGAAAGUGUUGUUAGAUUAACAACCAAAGAUAGAAAUACACCAACCCGAACAAUUAAAAUUAUUUCUAAUGAUUCUCAAAAUAGAAAUGCAUUUGUACAAACUGGUUUAAAAAUAGAUUCAAUGUAUUUUCCAGCUGAACCUGCAAUGCAAAAUAAGAACCCCGUGCAAUGUUAUUUAUGUCUUCAAUAUAACCAUAUAGCAAAAUAUUGUACAACUAAACAACAAGUAUGUGCUCGAUGUGGUGGAAAUCAUCACGUUGACCAAUGUAAUGAUCUACAACAAAAUGCAAAAUGUUGUAACUGUCAAGGUGAUCAUUUAGCAACAUCACACGAUUGUCCAAAAUUUAAAGAACAAGAAAAAAGAAUUCAAAGUAUGAUAAAUCAAUAUGCAUCAACAACAACACAAGUAACAACAAAAGCUCCUGAUCCAAACAAUGCAGUCGAAUUUCCUUUUUUACAUAAUGGCAAUCAACGACAUCAAGAUUAUCUACACAAUGAAAUCAUUGAAGAGAUAAUACAGGUUCUUACUGCCAAAAUGGAAAAGAUUAUAGAAGAAACAACUAACCGAUUAUUUACAACACUCUAUCGAAAGAUUAUUGAAAUAGAAAAAUCUCUUGCAUCAGGAGAAAAUGUUAUUGAAGAAGAAACAACUGAAACAGAACCCGAAAAUGAUAAAAUUAUUCAAGAUUUAAUCGACAAUAAUAAUGCACAACAACAAGAUGCAGAUAUUGGAAAACCCGAGAAACAAUACAAGAAUGCAACGGCUUCACCAAAUGAAACUUCGGCAAAACCACCAAAAUCAACGAAUGAUAUAUCAACGAAACCUCAAUCUACAGCAAAUGCAACAUCAGCAAAACCGACACAGAAACCAAAAACAAUUACAAAAACAAUCAAGAAAAUUUGUUCUCCAAACAGCUCAUUAGACCCAAAUUUAUAUUAUAUAACAUAUGAUGAUUAA